This is a messenger RNA of Hyla sarda, 1353 nucleotides long. RefSeq names its product pancreatic secretory granule membrane major glycoprotein GP2-like. The record is from RefSeq and is a predicted model, not a curated record. The coding region runs from base 1 to 1281 and encodes 426 amino acids. Gene Ontology annotation, cellular component: cell surface; apical plasma membrane. Gene Ontology annotation, biological process: neutrophil migration. Lineage: Eukaryota; Metazoa; Chordata; Amphibia; Anura; Hylidae. The transcript is spliced from 10 exons.
AUGGGUUUCCUCUAUGUCCUUGUGCUUGUAGCUGUGUUUUUACAGAAAGAGGCACUUUCUACCAGUGACACACCAAUGUGCAGUUCCUGUGGUGGUGGUUACUGUACAUCCGACAAUGGAUGUUCAUGCUACAGUGAUGUUACAGCUACCUGUGUUCCCGAAUCUGAAUGCGCUAUUGUGGGAACCAACAUUUGUUGCCCAACAGGUUACUACUGGUCCUCGGCAGACAACUGCUGCACAGCUACACUGAUCUGCAACCCCUCCUGCCAGAAUGAUCAGAUUUGUAAAAAUGUAAAUGGUGUAGCAACCUGUGGCUGUAACACUGCUCUCUACAGUGGAAUGAACACAUCAUCUAUUGCUCCACUUGUAAAAUGUGAAUCAAGUGUAAUGACAGUUUCUCUGAGUAAAUGCUUACUUGAAGCUCUCGGGUAUGACUCCACAACUUUCCAGCUGAACAACAAUUCGGACUCCUGUGUUAAUACAUACACUCAGACGAUCAGCAACGUGACUAUGCAGAGCAUCCAGGCUUUACCACAGACAGGAUGGUGUGGCAAUGAAGUGGCGAAUGAUUCUUUAAAAGUUUAUUACUCCAACGUGCUUCACAUUGGAAUUCAGAACAAAUCCAUUAUUACUGUCAACCCCACCAACAUCUCCUUCUCCUGCUCAUACAAUCUGACCAUGCAGACAAGUCUGGCAGCUGCUUUCAAGCCUUCAUUUAACACUGUCAACAUUUCAGUAAGUGGUGAAGGCUCAAUACUCACUACAAUGGCAGCAUAUUGGGACCAACAAUAUACUACACCAGUGCAAGAUAAUCAAGAUGUUCCAGUUGGAUCAAACAUCUACUUGGGGAUAUUCUCAGAUGCUCAGGAUGUAAGCAAAUUUGUUCUGAGAACAGAGAGCUGCUAUGCAACACCCGAUAAUAAUGUCAACAAUGUCAACAGGGUGGCAAUUGUGCUUGGAGGGUGUCCUGCCAACCAGGGAAUAACUGCACAGGUGCAGGAAAAUGGAGUAUCUCUUGAGUCCCGAAUUCAGUUUAAUUCAUUUGCCUUUCAAGGACAACCUUUAGUUUAUAUUACAUGCCAAGUGCGAAUGUGCGACAAAAAUACAACAUGUACUGGGUGUGGUGCUAGUCGUUCCAAUGGUGAUGAUGGAACAGCAAUGUUACAAAUCCCACUGAAUUUCUUAGAUGAUUUCAGCAGUUCAGCAUCAAACACAGUUGUGUCCUCCAGGGCCUUGUUGGUCAGCUCCUUUCUGGUAUAUCUGUCUGUUAAGCUCUUCUGAGAAUAUCAAACUGAAUGAGAAGAGGAAGAAAGUGAUCUUGGGAUUCAUUUACAAUAAAUUCUAUAUGAUCAG